This is a messenger RNA of Daktulosphaira vitifoliae (grape phylloxera), 712 nucleotides long. RefSeq lists its product as uncharacterized. Lineage: Eukaryota; Metazoa; Arthropoda; Insecta; Hemiptera; Phylloxeridae. The transcript has 2 exons. The record is from RefSeq and is a predicted model, not a curated record. Bases 221 to 682 code for a protein of 153 amino acids.
GAUAAAACAAGUUGUCAAUAAUCUCCAAAUAAAAUAGGACGAUACCUUGUUAUCGAAAUCUAUUUAUACCAAUAUGCUAGAUGUGAAGUGGGAAAUUACUUUUAUGGCUUAUGCUAUUGAUUACAUCACAGUUGUCAGUUACAUUUCAAUUAUAUACACUAUUUUUUAAAUUUUAUACAUGUAUUUAUGUAUGCUUAAUUAAUUUCUUCCAUUCUUAAUAAUGGCUACAAAACUUAGAAUAAAUAUUUAUUUAGUGGGGAAUGAAUCAAAUCAAAUAACUGGUGGUAAAUUGCCAUCUAAUAGACAAGUAUUUUUAGUUUUCUUUUAUAAUUUACGUGUUGUGAAAUUAAAUAUGCGUCAAAGUGCACAUUUGGCUAUAAAAGAAACAAUAAUUUUUUGGGUAAAAGCAAGAAUUCCUGUAAGGGACACUCAACAUUGUGUAGCCAAAUUAGAAAAUUUUUAUCAAAAAUGGAGAUCAGUUCAAAAAAAUCGUAAAUCUAGAACAAAAUGGCAAGUUAGUUUAGAGAAUCAGUUUUCAGAAACUUUGGACGAUUUAUUUGAUAUAGCACAUGCAGAUGCUCUUAAUAUAAUAAAAAUUCAGGAAGAUAAAAAAUUUUUACUAGCUCAAAGACAGAAAGGGCGAGUAGGCUAUAUGGCUGGAGUUGAUGAAAAAUUAGUAUAAAUUGAAAAAAGAAAAGCUAAUCGUUCACAU